Astyanax mexicanus (Mexican tetra) is the source of this 1437-nucleotide messenger RNA. Its product is annotated as adhesion G protein-coupled receptor E3-like. Bases 1 to 1437 code for a protein of 478 amino acids. Gene Ontology annotation, cellular component: membrane. Gene Ontology annotation, molecular function: G protein-coupled receptor activity. Gene Ontology annotation, biological process: adenylate cyclase-activating G protein-coupled receptor signaling pathway; cell surface receptor signaling pathway. The transcript has 10 exons. The record is from RefSeq and is a predicted model, not a curated record. NCBI's taxonomy places the organism in Eukaryota, Metazoa, Chordata, Actinopteri, Characiformes, Acestrorhamphidae.
AUGUCUCUGGGGAUGGACCAGGUUGUGGUUGACACUCUGACGAAAGUGAUGAAUAACACCAUGGUAACUAUGGCAACUAAUGACGACAAAGUCAACAAAGUGGAGUACGCUAAUACUGUUAUAAUGGCCACUGAGAAACUGGUGUCUGCCCUGGUGACCAAAGUAGAAAACUACAGCUACACACCAAUAAAACUCCCAAAUUUAGAAAUCCAGGUUCUUGCGAUCGGACCGAACGUCUCUUACAUCCCUCCUCUCAGAACCAGUACAGCUGAUCUGGAUAUUGAUCUGAUCCAGAUGGCAAAGAAAAACAAUGGAUCAGCUGCGGUGGCGUUCUUGAGCUAUACCAACGUUACCAACAUGAUGGAUCCGGAUCUCUUCACCACAGACGAGAACACCACAAAAACCAUGAUGUCCACUGUGGUCUCGGCCACCCUGAUCAAAAUUACCGACACAAAGCUCACCAAACCCGUCAACUUCACCUUCAAACACACUGCAGAUCUUAUACCUGACUCUAAUCUCACCUGUGUGUACUGGAAUAAAACAGUGUGGGUAGUAGAUGGUUGUAAUCUUCUCCAGACCAGCAGAAGCCACACAGUGUGUUCCUGUGAUCAUCUCUCUACCUUCGCUCUCAUCAUGCAGACCAAACCUCCCAAGGAUGAUGUUAAUCUGGAUCUGCUCAACACUGUACUGGUAUCAGUGGGGCUGGUGUUCCUCAGCUUGGAUCUUCUGACCUUCGCUGUUUGUCGUCGACACCUGAGGAUGAACAACACUCCCAGAAUAAACCUGUGUAUCAGUCUUCUGCUGGCUCACCUGACCUUACUCCUCACUCAGAAAUUCAUACACUACAUCCAGCCUCUACAGUUGCUCUGUGCAGUGUUAGCAGGAGUUCUGCACUUCCUCUUCCUCUCUGCUUUUGUGUGGAUGUUGAUUGAAGCCGUGCUGCUCUUCAUCUCAGUGAAGAACCUCAGAAAGAUCAGAUCCAAGCAGAAGGAGGUGCUCGGCUGGAAAUGGCUGAUUAUAAUUGGAUACCUUAUCCCGCUGGUUGUGGUGGGCGUGUCUGUCGGGCUGUUUUCUGAUGGAUACGGCAGUGAAAAAUGCUGGAUUAAGAUGGACAGAAGCCUUGUGUGGAGUUUUCUGGGUCCGGUGUGUUUUAUUCUCACAGUAAAUUCAGCUCUCUUCAUCAUCAUCAUCGUCCUCCUCAGAUCCGCCCUGGCAGGACUGAACAGUGACGUUUCCCAGUUUAAAGAAAUCAAAAUUCUUGUUUUUAAAACGCUGGUUCAGAGCGCCAUCCUCGGCUGCCCCUGGAUUCUGGGUUUCUUCACUGAGGGCAGUCAGGUGUUGGAGAUGGUCUUCCUCUUCCUCAACUCCCAGCAGGGAACCUUCAUCUUCCUGGUCUACUGUGUCCUCAACCAAGAGUGGACUGAGGUUUGUUUCUAG